Messenger RNA from Symbiodinium sp. CCMP2456, 1590 nucleotides. Lineage: Eukaryota; Dinophyceae; Suessiales; Symbiodiniaceae. The record is from the annotation of a GenBank genome assembly.
AUGGUGCUCGGGCGAGCAUUGCGGCUGCAUUUUGCAGCACAUGCACAUGGCGAGGGCGACGGUAAAGGCUGCAAUGAUGCACCUCUGUGUCCUGUUUGGUUUCUGGUCGGCCAGAGAUCUGAAGGAACGUGGAGCGAAGGGCCGAUGCAGGGCAGCCGGCUCCGGCUGAUUGGGUCGUAUUUGAUACGACUGGCCCAACGCACUGCCAACGCCAAGUUGCGGGAGGUGAAAGUCCUCAAAUGCAUUUUCUAUGCAUCUCGAGGGUAUGAUGUCAAUGCGAUGCUGGAUGAAGGGUUCCGGGUGAAUGACGCGCCGGCACUGGAAGAUGGGCCGAGUGCCAUGGAUGAUGCUGCUGCAGCAUGCCAUGAAGAGCAUGAUGCAAUGCAAGUCCCUUUGACUUGCAAUGCACUGAUGAUCGUGGAUUCCUCCGGCGAGGAGGAAGAGCUCGAGGUUCUCCGGGUGGAGGAUUCGGAGCCGGAGCCGGAGUCCUGGCCUGAGGCUGAGAAGCUCCCGGAUGAUGUUUUUGUGAAGAUGAAGGACCGACAGCGGCUCCUUCCGGAGGGGAGCUACAUGAAGUUCAACGAGAGUGGUGUGACCGACAAAGCUGUUGCUGUUCUGAAACGUGCUGCCAAAAAGUCGAAAGAUGCCGAUGUUAUGGCAGCAGUGGAAGCACACGAGGCCAAAAGGCACGGCACGAUUUGGGCUCACGCCGGCGACAAGGGCCAGGACGAUCCAAUGGGUCAGGAGGACGAGGCUCAGGACGAUGGAAUGGCUCAGGAUUCUGAGGCUAAGGACGAUGGAGUGGCUCAGCAUUGUGCUCAGGACGAUGGAGUGGCUCAGGUGUGUGCUCAGGACGAUGGAGUGGCCGCUCAGGUGGAUGAUUCAGCACCGGUGGCUUCCAAGUCGUGUGCUGUGCACAAGGCAGCAGACCCGGAUCUGAUUCACAGCCAGGUGCUCUUACGGACUCUAUCUGAGCUGGAGGCCCAUGAGGUACCCGUCCCUGAUACUCCGCUUAAAACCCCUGACCGUGGCUCGGAGGAUGUGUCAACAACACCCAGCACCCGCAAGGUGCUCCGGAACACAUCCUCAUACAAGGCUGUUUCGUCCCCGGUGCCCUUCUUGAGUGAAACCGCCUUCGAUGUGCUUAUGGGUUGCGAGGAUCCCGUGGGUGCCGCAGGCUCAUCAGAGCAGAUGGUGGUGCCCAAGGUUUUGUUCCCUGCUGAGCCGGCUGGGUCUACUGAUGAGGUUGUGGUGGAGACCGUGCACAACAAUCCGUACAGCCGUGACUGGGAUCCGGAAGGAGCUUCGAAGCGGGCAAAGGAGACUGGUGGGUCCAUCCCGACCCCUCAGAAGCCCGAUACAAAGAAGGCAAAACUUGAGGAGCAGGCACGGGUUCGACACGAGCAGGCCCAGGCGACUUGGGACAACGUGGUGUAUGUUCUCCGGACUGACAUCCCCGACGCGAUGCCAGACGAUUGCUCUCGCAACGGACGGUUGUGUCUCAGCUCAAACCAGCUGAUGCAUGUUAUGACUCGCAUUUUCGCUCAUGGUGUUAUGAGAUACCGUGUGAACAUGUCAAUGUCAGUGUGA